GGGGCGCCCCCCGGCCGCCGCCCAGCAGCCCGCCGCUCUCCAUCAUGGGCCUCAUGCCGCUCACCAAGGAGGUGGCCAAGGGCAGCAUCGGGCGCGGCGUGCUCCCCGCCGUGGAACUGGCGAUCGAGCAGAUCCGCAACGAGUCGCUCCUGCGCCCCUACUUUCUUGACCUGCGGCUCUACGACACAGAGUGUGAUAAUGCAAAAGGGCUGAAAGCCUUCUACGAUGCAAUAAAAUACGGGCCGAACCACUUGAUGGUGUUUGGAGGCGUCUGUCCAUCCGUCACAUCCAUCAUCGCUGAGUCCCUCCAAGGCUGGAACCUGGUGCAGCUUUCCUUUGCUGCAACCACGCCUGUCCUAGCUGAUAAGAAAAAAUAUCCUUAUUUCUUUCGGACUGUGCCGUCAGAUAACGCGGUGAACCCAGCCAUCCUGAAGUUGUUGAAGUACUACCAGUGGAAGCGGGUGGGCACCCUGACUCAGGACGUGCAGAGGUUCUCCGAGGUGAGGAACGACCUGACUGGAGUUCUGUACGGCGAGGACAUUGAGAUUUCGGACACAGAGAGCUUCUCCAAUGACCCUUGCACCAGUGUCAAAAAGCUUAAGGGGAAUGAUGUACGGAUCAUCCUUGGCCAGUUUGACCAGGCUAUGGCAGCAAAAGUGUUCUGUUGUGCGUACGAGGAGAACAUGUAUGGUAGCAAGUACCAGUGGAUCAUCCCUGGCUGGUACGAGCCUUCCUGGUGGGAUCAGGUGCACACGGAGGCCAACUCGUCCCGCUGCCUUCGUAAGAACAUGCUCACUGCCAUGGAGGGCUACAUUGGCGUGGACUUCGAGCCACUGAGUUCCAAGCAGAUCAAGACCAUCUCAGGAAAGACUCCGCAGCAGUACGAGAGGGAGUACAACAACAAGCGGUCGGGCGUGGGGCCCAGCAAGUUCCACGGGUACGCCUACGACGGCAUCUGGGUCAUCGCGAAGACGCUUCAGAGAGCCAUGGAGACACUGCAUGCCAGCAGCCGGCACCAGCGGAUCCAAGACUUCAACUACACAGACCACACGCUGGGCAGGAUCAUCCUCAACGCCAUGAACGAGACCAACUUCUUCGGGGUCACGGGUCAAGUUGUGUUCCGGAAUGGUGAAAGAAUGGGAACCAUUAAAUUUACUCAAUUUCAAGACAGCAGGGAAGUGAAGGUGGGAGAGUACAACGCCGUGGCCGACACGCUGGAGAUCAUCAACGACACCAUCAGGUUCCAAGGAUCUGAACCACCAAAAGAUAAGACCAUCAUCCUGGAGCAGCUCCGAAAGAUCUCCCUACCUCUCUACAGCAUCCUCUCGGCCCUCACCAUCCUUGGCAUGAUCAUGGCCAGCGCCUUUCUCUUCUUCAACAUCAAGAACCGGAAUCAGAAGUUAAUAAAGAUGUCUAGUCCCUAUAUGAACAACCUUAUAAUUCUUGGAGGGAUGCUCUCCUAUGCAUCGAUAUUUCUCUUUGGUCUUGAUGGAUCCUUCGUCUCCGAAAAGACCUUUGAAACACUUUGCACUGUCCGGACCUGGAUUCUCACCGUGGGCUACACAACCGCCUUUGGGGCGAUGUUCGCAAAGACAUGGAGGGUCCACGCCAUCUUCAAAAACGUGAAAAUGAAGAAGAAGAUCAUCAAGGACCAGAAGCUGCUUGUGAUUGUGGGGGGCAUGCUGCUGAUCGACCUAUGCAUCCUGAUUUGCUGGCAGGCUGUGGACCCCCUGAGGAGGACAGUGGAGAGGUACAGCAUGGAGCCGGACCCAGCGGGCCGGGACAUAUCCAUCCGUCCUCUGCUGGAACACUGUGAGAACACCCACAUGACCAUCUGGCUGGGCAUCGUCUAUGCCUACAAGGGGCUUCUCAUGUUGUUCGGUUGUUUCUUAGCUUGGGAGACACGCAACGUCAGCAUCCCCGCCCUCAAUGACAGCAAGUACAUCGGGAUGAGCGUCUACAACGUGGGCAUCAUGUGCAUCAUCGGGGCUGCUGUCUCCUUCCUGACCCGGGACCAGCCCAACGUGCAGUUCUGCAUCGUGGCCCUGGUCAUCAUCUUCUGCAGCACCAUCACUCUGUGCCUGGUGUUUGUGCCCAAGCUCAUCACCCUGAGGACAAACCCAGAUGCAGCAACUCAGAACAGGCGGUUCCAGUUCACACAGAACCAGAAGAAAGAAGAUUCCAAAACAUCCACUUCGGUCACCAGCGUGAACCAAGCAAGCACAUCCCGCCUGGAGGGUCUGCAGUCGGAAAACCAUCGGCUGCGGAUGAAGAUCACAGAGCUCGAUAAAGACUUGGAAGAGGUCACCAUGCAGCUGCAGGACACUCCAGAAAAGACCACAUACAUUAAACAGAACCACUACCAAGAGCUCAAUGACAUCCUUAACCUCGGGAACUUCACCGAGAGCACAGAUGGUGGAAAGGCCAUUUUGAAAAAUCACCUCGAUCAAAACACCCAGCUCCAAUGGAAUACAACAGAGCCCUCUCGAACAUGCAAAGACCCCAUAGAGGAUAUAAACUCCCCAGAACACAUCCAGCGCCGGCUGUCCCUCCAGCUUCCCAUCCUGCACCACGCCUACCUCCCAUCCAUCGGAGGCGUGGACGCCAGCUGUGUCAGCCCUUGCGUCAGCCCCACCGCCAGCCCCCGCCACAGACAUGUGCCACCCUCCUUCCGAGUCAUGGUCUCGGGCCUGUAAGGGCGGGGGGUCCUGAGGCCGGGGCCUCCCCCAUGACAGAACCACACUGGGCAGAGGUGUCCACUGCAGGAACCCUGGCCAAUCUGGCCUCUGAGAGCUGGACACAUGGCUGGCCUCUCAGGACUGCUUGGAGGGCACGCAGCUGGACAGGACGGGGGAAUUGGCACCUGACCUCGAGCCUUAUUUGUGAAGUUUUUAUUCUUUCACAAAGAAGAGGAGUGGAAAUGACUUCUCCCCAAUGUCUGCGGCACAAGGAGGAGCAGGAACAUUUGAAACUUGCAAAAACAAAACAAACUAGACAAGGAGGGAGGCAUUAGGACUCCAGCUACAAGUCACAGAGCAGAGGGGGCCUCACAGCCUUGGAGAAGGCCAGGGGCUUCUGGAGAAACCUCCACUGCGCCCUGCCCACACCCCCCCUGGCUGCAGACCCCCAGACUAGCCCGUCUCCCCUAGGGGGGAAAAGGCAGGCUGGACAGUGGCCUGUCCCUCCUGAAACAGGGGGUGAGUCUGCAGGACCUGCAGACAGGCCCAGCCCUGGCCAGGCGGACAGAGGGCUGGGCUCCCAGAGCAGGCUGGCCAGGCCUCCCGGUGGGACCUCCAUCUGAACCAGAUGUUUGUUACUCUGAUAAAUGCCACCCACUAACCCAAUAACAUCUGUCCCGGGACCGUGGGGAUUUAGGGCACGUCACUCUGCAACACGCGCUGCAGUGUUUGCCGGCAGUCCCAUCACGCACCCACCACAUUGGCCGUGUCCUGUGUUCAUAGCAGGUGUUCCCGGUAAUAAGGGGGACCACCCCAGUUAGUCAUGGAAUGUCCAUUCCCAAUCAACUCGAUCAAGAAAGAUUGUGCACUUUAACCUCUCUCAUCAGGGCCCAAGGGCUGACCGGCAUUCAUUUUUCUUUUUUUUUCCCACUGACUUUGUUUCUGACCAAAGUGAAUCAGGGGCAUUCUGUGAAAAAGACAUCCCCAUAGUCAGAGGGGAGACAGCCACUGGCUGGGGGCUUCCCGUGGCUUCCCAAAGGUGACCUUCCAUCUAUCCAGGCCAGUGACCUCUCACCUAAGGGCCACUGGGAGUGACCAGUCAGCACACUGAUUCUCAUGCAGAAGACGGCGCUUCCCUAUUAAAAUAACUGUACCCCAAAGAACACUGGCCUGGGAGUCAGGCAGAGUGGGGUCCAGGACCUCAGUCCACUGCUCACUCCCUGUGUGACCUUGGGCAGGUCACGUGUGUCUCUGAGCCUCUGUUUCCCCUCUAACAAAAUGAGGUUGAAACAGCACCCGUCCUGCCUACCUCACAGGGUCACUCUGAGGAUCACAACUUGAUCUCCUCCAGGAAAGCUUUGUACCAAACAGUGACAUGGCCCUGGCCUGUGAGGUAUUCUUCAUGACCGUGACCUUUAGCCCUCAGCACCGCAGGGCCUGGCUCAGAGAGUUCUCAGCUCAACCCCCCCACCCCAACCACCGGCCUGGAGCUGGGUUCCCACCGGCUUUCCUGACUUUCCCAGACAGGUUCAUUCUUUGCUGAAAGGCCUGAAUGAUGGCGUCUAGGACGUCUGUCUGCACAGCGGAGCAGUUGGCUCACCCCCUGAUGAAACCUAUCGGCAGCUUCAACAGGCAGGCAAUAAUCCCCCUCAGAACCACUCCAGUCAGGAAUACGCUGUUGUCUGUCACCAGGCUGGGACGAUAAGGGCACACACUGGCACCUUCCCGCCGCCAACAUCUCACCACACACCCCUAUUGCACGUAGGAUAGCUCUCCCCCGCCCCCCAGAGAGGUUAUGGAGGUACUGUAGCUUUUUAGGGGAAAGAAAAAAAACAAAACGUUAGCACAUCACAGGUCAAGUUGAAGUCCUCUGUUUUUAGGCACUAAGACUUGGUGUUGUCACUCACUGUGUAUUACCAGUAUUGACUUGCUUUCUUGAUUUCACCAAAACCAGAUUGAAUUUCAAGGACCACAUUAAUUUUUCAAAAGGAAAGAGACAAUUAAUUGUACAUAAUGUAUACACAUACAAAAAAGUUACCUGUAGAAAUAUUACUCCAGCAUAGCAGGAAAAAACAAACAAACAAAACAAAAUCAAAAGUAUUGGGCUGUCGGAGGUGAGUGUGCGUCUGUGACCAUUGUAACUCCUGACUGUGCGCAGUCUUUCUAACCCACCAAGUACAUUCUGUCUUAAUGAUACUGUAGGUUCACCCUUCUUUUGGUUUCUUUGCGUUUUCUUCCAUUUCCCUCACCAAUAACAAGACCCACAGAAGUGACUCGAGCUCUGUAAUGGUCUUUUCUACGCAGCCAACAUACACUGUCCAUUCUGAAGAGGCUCCGGCCUGAAGGCAUUUCCCAAUGAUGUUUAGUGCACAAAAAUGCUUUAAAUUAGACUGGAACUGCCAGAAUCCAAUGUACCUGAGGAGUUUCUCGUACCCUUACUGCAUGGUAUCAAUUUUUAAUAAAUUGUUGCAGAUUUGUUUUUAUGAAUAAAUGGGGAAAAGCUGUCGUCUUUAA
This is a messenger RNA of Elephantulus edwardii (Cape elephant shrew), 5192 nucleotides long. RefSeq names its product gamma-aminobutyric acid (GABA) B receptor, 2 (gene GABBR2). Bases 45 to 2696 code for a protein of 883 amino acids. The record is from RefSeq and is a predicted model, not a curated record. Gene Ontology annotation, molecular function: G protein-coupled GABA receptor activity. Lineage: Eukaryota; Metazoa; Chordata; Mammalia; Macroscelidea; Macroscelididae. Gene Ontology annotation, cellular component: G protein-coupled receptor heterodimeric complex; membrane. Gene Ontology annotation, biological process: gamma-aminobutyric acid signaling pathway; G protein-coupled receptor signaling pathway. The transcript is spliced from 19 exons.